AAAUCAAUGCAAAAGGUGUGAUUCUGAAGGCCUUUGAGCAGUACCGCCUCAAGAGCUGCAUCGACUUCCAGCCUUGGAGUGGAGAAGCAAAUUACAUUUCCAUCUUUAAAGGCAGCGGCUGUUUCUCCUCUGUGGGAAACCGGCGAGUUGGGAAGCAGAGACUCUCAAUCGGGAGAAACUGUGACCGCAUCGCCACCAUUGAACACGAGUUCCUUCAUGCUUUGGGUUUCUGGCACGAACAGUCCAGAUCAGAUCGCGAUGAUUAUGUCCAGAUCAUGUGGGACCGCAUCUCAGAGGGUAGAGAACACAACUUUAACACCUACGACGACACCACCUCCAGCUCCUUGGGUGUACCCUAUGACUACGGUUCCAUGAUGCACUACAGUAAAAAUGCCUUCCGCAAUGGCACCGAGCCCACCAUUGUGACCAAGAUCCCUGCUUUCAGUGAUGUCAUUGGCCAGCGUAUGGAGUUCAGUGACAGCGACCUGCUCAAGCUGCACCGCCUAUAUAACUGCACUGAGGGCUCCACAUUCCUGGACUCAUGUGACUUUGAACGUGAGAACAUCUGUGGGAUGAUCCAGGGACAGGGAGACAAGGAAGCAUGGGUCAGGGUUGCCAAAGCUGACGGAGGGCCCAGCACUGACUACUCCAACAUGGGCAAAUGCACUGGCUCGGGAUAUUUCAUGCACUUCAGCACUGGAACAGCCAACCCUGGGGAUACAGCUUAUCUGGAGAGCAGGAUCCUUUACCCAAAACGAGGAUUCCAGUGUCUGCAGUUCUUCUACUACAACAGCGCCGGCCCCAGCGACUCACUAACGAUCCAUGUCAGAGAAUAUGACGAAGCUAACCCCAACGGAAAGCUGCGCCUCAUUAAGACCAUAGAUGGAUCCCCUCAGGAGCUGUGGCAGCUGCACCACGUGAGUCUAGAUGUCAAAACAAAAUUCCGCGUUGUGUUUCAAGGGACAAAGGAAGGUACUGGGACGGCGGCAGGGGGACUGUCACUAGAUGACAUCAACCUUUCUGAGACCAUCUGCCCAGAGUUUAUAUGGCGAGUGAAAAACUUCAGCAAUGUUAUGGACAACACCCCAUCAAACACGUCUAUCUUCAGCCCGCCGUUCACCUCGAAAGAGGGUUACACCUUCCAAAUGGAGCUGUACCCCAACGGUAAGGCAGGCUACCCUGAUGAGUUGUCGGCCUAUGCUCAUCUGGUGGCCCGUGAAGGUGACGCAGGACAGAAAUGGCCGUGUCCCUGGAAACAGAUGACCAUGAUGCUGAUGGACCAGCACCCACACAUCCAAAAGCGCAUGUCCAACCAGCGCAGUGUCACCACCGACCCCAACAUGAAAGCGACAGGCUCUGACCUGUUUUUCUGGGACGACCCUCGCAAGGUGGGCACUGAGGUCACACAUACAGAUGGGUCCAAGUAUUUCCGAGGGCCAGGCGCUGGCACUGCAGUGUAUCUCACCCACCUCAGAGCAAAGAGCAGGGAUUUCAUAAAGGGAGGAGACGCCAUCUUUCUCCUCACCAUGGAAGACGUGUCUCAUCUGACGGUAUCCCAGCCUGUGCCUCCUACAACCUCACCUCCGCCUCCCUCAACCUCAGCUCCUCCUCCCACAAUCUCAACUCCGCCUCCCACAACCUCAACUCCGCCUCCCACAACCUCAACUCCGCCUUCCACAACCUCAACUCCGCCUCCCACAACCCAGAUACCUGAUGUCUGCCUCAAUGUGCAAUGUGAGAAUGACGGCAUUUGUGUGGCAGAUGAGGGCAAGGCUGCUUGCAGAUGUGUGGUGGGUGACGACUGGUGGUACUAUGGGGACAGCUGUCAGCACAAGGGCUCAAACAAGGAUAAAACCACUGUUGCACUCGCCUCUUCUUUGUCUGUACUGGGAGUGAUGCUGGUUGUUACAGCCGUCAGUGUAAUCUGUGUGAAGAAGAGGUAUAAGAAACGCAGUGACGCCAACAGUGUUGUCAUGGAAAACAUGGGCGCACAUACGAGACCGUAGUAGGAGAGCGUAAUCUGCUGCAGACAAGCAGAGCCAAGUAAAAAAAAAAAGUUAAUAUUUUUUUAAAAUGAAAUUUUAAAAUAAAAAAUAAUGUUUUUUUAUUUCAAUUUUUUUAAAUAAAUAUCUUGAAAACCAGGCAUUCAUAGACAGGUUCCCUACAGUAUAAGGCCAGUUAGAUUCACCAGUUUCAUAUCACCACUUGGAAUUAAAUUAAAGACAAAUUUUACAAUAACCAAAAUCGAAGAACAAUUUUGCCCAAAAGUUUAUGUUACAUAAAACAAGACAUUUUUCAUUUGGUGAAAAAGUUAGAUCUUCUUCAUUCAGUGUUACACAUGAGGGUAACACAUGAAAGACAAUGAACGUAUUGUAUUAUAAUAAUCUAUUUUGUUUUCCAGCUGAAGCAGAAAAUAUGUUGCAUUUUUUGGCCUGUUUA
Molecule: messenger RNA, 2439 nt
Organism: Plectropomus leopardus (leopard coralgrouper)
Lineage: Eukaryota; Metazoa; Chordata; Actinopteri; Perciformes; Serranidae
Source: RefSeq, a predicted model, not a curated record